Molecule: messenger RNA, 2464 nt
Organism: Dimorphilus gyrociliatus
Lineage: Eukaryota; Metazoa; Annelida; Polychaeta; Dinophilidae
Source: the annotation of a GenBank genome assembly
GAUGUCCGCCAUAAAGAAACCGGAUGUUUCAUUCUUUGAGUUUCCAAAGAAAGAGAAAUAUCCUGAUUUGCACAAACAAUGGAUAGCAUUAUCAGAAAGAAAUAACCCUCUUGAUUUAGAGGUUCACCGAUUGUGUUCAAAGCAUUUUAAUGACAGUGAUUUGAAAGUCACGUUAGAUUCAAAUAAUCAUAAAAGAUAUGAGUUAAUUGAUGAAACGAAAGCAUUACCUAGUAAAUUUCCUGGAAGAGAUAAUCAAAAGCAAAACGAAGCACUUGAAACAAUUUCCUGUGUAAUUUGUGGAUCGACUGACAAGAGAGCUGAAAAUUUCAUCAGAUUCCCUGAAAAUUCACCAAUAAAAGAACUAUGGACUGAAAUAUGCUUUGGAGAAGAGAAAAGAAUAAACAAGAGUUCUUUGGUCGUUUGUGUGGAACACUUUUGUACAAACUCCCUUCAAUUUGACGGAAACGGAAAAUAUUCCUUAAAAGAAGGAUCUGUACCCAUCAUACAUUCUGCAAGCUCUACAGAUGUGAAAAGCGAACCAGAAAAUGAUAUUACUGAAGAGGAAAAAAAUACAGAUGGUGAAAACCAGAAUUCCGUAGAACCUAUGCCAUCUGAGACUAUGAUUGGCGAUGAAACGAGUGAAGAAGACUAUGGGAUAAGUGUUCGAGUUGAAAGAAACAUUCCUUCUGAUUGUGCGUACAAUCUUCCAAAAGUGUCAUUUAAGUUGGAUAAAAUUGAUGAAGUAUUAAGAAUUAAGCCUGACGACACAGGGUACUUUAGCAUAAAUAUUAAAGACUUGCCAGGCUCUCUAAUAGGAAAACAAACCGUUAGAAAAAGAACUGGCCAAUACGAAACAAGUGAGGUCAAAGACUUAAGCUCUCAACGAGGUCGACGGUAUCUAGAAGGAAUAUGCUUAAUGAAAGGCUGCUCGAAUAGAGUAUCAAAUGCCAUUAAAACUGGUGUAAGAUUUUUCCCUUUUCCGAAAACUGAGAUAAUGGCUCGAAAAUGGGCGGAAUGCACUGGAAGAAAGAAUAUGCUAAAGGUUAGCACGGACAUUUUACAACGAAAAGUAAUUUGCAGUGAGCAUUUUGCUGAUGAAGAUUUCCGGAAUCCAAGGUCGACAUUUACGAGUCAACUAAAGAAAACUGCUAUACCCCAAGAAAUAAGUGAUACUGAAGACAGAGAAGAUGACGACGAUGAUGAUGAUGACUCAUCAUUGUGGCUCGAGGAUACUAAUGACGAUUUCUUAUACGAGUGGAAACCAAGAAAAAAACGACGCCGAUUUGCAGAUUCAAUUAAACCUUUGAAGAGUACAAGGCAGACCUCCGUUUUAAAGGUUAAAUUAGAACGAAUUACCAAAAAGUAUUCGUCCGCUGCAACAAGAAAAUCGAUGGAAACUGGAGAAAGGACUGGUAAAAUAGCUACUCUUUCAACAUCAACUCAAACACCUAAUACAAUAGUUGUAAAUAAAACUACAAAUAAAGGUAGCAGGCCAAUGGAGGCUCCCCUAGGAACUUUACAGUUGAUUGACAACAAAGCUUUAAAAGUACGUCUUCCUGAAUUCUGGAAACCGAGCAGAGUUUAUGCUACAGAGCCUGUUCCAAAUAUUAACAAUAGAAAAUUAUAUAUUCCAAAAUUAUGUUACGACGGUAUGAAAACGGAUGUGAAACGUAUUGUUCUAAGCCUUGGUAAACAUGAAGAUGGGUUAGGAAUUACUUUACCAGGCGCCUGGAAGGCUUUAGACGCUUUUGUACUCGCGCCUGAAGCUAAAAAAGGGAAGCAUAAGCUUGUAAUACCAUGUGAAGUUCCUAAACGUAGUAAAAUGAAUAAAAACCAAACAUCCAUCAUUAUAAAAACAUCUGGUAACUUUCGUCAAUCAGUCAGUUCUUCCGCUACCGCAAAUAAUACUCCGCCAAAACCCUCAAGUACACAAGCUCGAGAUGCUUUUAUUAUGGGAAACGAAAAGGUUGACGAUUCAGUAUUGAAAGAAGUUUCGAACGAAUAUACAACAAGUGAAACAACAGAUUCAACUGAUAUAUUAGAGAACGUUUUAAACAGUAUGGAGGGAGUUAAAAACUAUCGAUUUACAGACAAUUUAGAGCCGACUAUCACCUGCUUCCCACUUCGAUUGUUCUCAAAGUCCCCUGCCAGUCCGUCAACCGAAGAUGCAUUCGUUCUUACACGAGAAGAAAAGAUUGCCUUCGCUAAAUUACUAAAAAAAGUGAGAAGCAAUCAAGUACAAGACGAGCAAUCGACCAACGUCGUGAUGGCGUUGACGAACGAGCAAAUAAGCCAGGUAUCUGAACUAUUGAGAGCAACGCAUGAGUUGAGCGAUAACAUAGCAAAAACUCCGCUCGGUUUUAUGAUCGAUACUGGUAUGCAUAAAUUAACGAUCGUUCCUGCUGAAAGCUCAGAGCAGAAUUGCGAUAUUGUAGAAGCGGCAAUGCAAGUUGCGGAUAUAUAA